Messenger RNA from Leptonychotes weddellii (Weddell seal), 854 nucleotides. It is a transcript of the gene SPATA4, whose product is annotated as spermatogenesis associated 4. Gene Ontology annotation, cellular component: axoneme. Gene Ontology annotation, molecular function: microtubule binding. The record is from RefSeq and is a predicted model, not a curated record. Gene Ontology annotation, biological process: regulation of cytoskeleton organization. NCBI's taxonomy places the organism in Eukaryota, Metazoa, Chordata, Mammalia, Carnivora, Phocidae.
GCGACAUGGCUACCGCCGGCCUGGGAGAAAAGUUUUUGAUACUGCCGGCGGCAGCCCUACCCACGUCACCGUCGCUUUCGCCACAGGCGGCAGCUCCCGUCCGAGGGAAGCCUAAGAAAUGGCUGGUCUAUCCGCAUCCACCGAAGAGCUCCCGCCUGUCUCGGUCGGUUCUGCGCUGGCUCCAGGGCCUGGAUCUCACCUUCUUCCCCAGGAACGUCAACAGGGAUUUUUCAAAUGGUUUCCUGGUUGCAGAAAUAUUCACUAUAUAUUACCCCUGGGACCUUAAAUUGUCAUCCUUUGAAAAUGGAACUUCUUUGAAAGUCAAGUUGGAUAACUGGGCACAGUUGGAGCAGUUCCUGGCAAGAAAAAAAAUUAAAUUACCUAAAGAGCUAAUCCAUGGAACAAUUCAUUGCAAAGCUGGAGUACCUGAAAUCCUGAUCCAAGAGGUUUAUACCUUGUUAACACAUCGAGAAAUUAAAAGUAUCCAGGACGACCUCGUGAAUUUCACAGACUAUAGUUACCAGAUGCGUUUGCCCCUAGUUCCUCGGUCUACAGCUUCCAAGUCGAUUAAAGAUAACAUCAGGUUAUCAGAAAUAAUAAGCAAUCCCAACAUGCUCAGCAAUGAACUUAAAGUAGAGUUCCUCUUACUUCUACAAAUGUUGCAAAGAAAAUUAAGCAGAAAACUGCAUCCAAAAUGGUUUGAGGUCAAACCAACAGUGGGAGAACUUACUCUCAAUCGUCUUCCUCCCAAAGUCUCUGGGUGCAAAUAUGAUGCCAUGAUUUCAAAGGAAGGCCUCGCUCCUGCUUUACGAAAUAUAGGUACUGGUGGCAAUCCACUUAAGAAACUUGUGUGA